AUGAGACAGACUGUGAAGACUGUGCAGAACAGGCAUCGCUCUGUUCGCACAGAGACACAGGAAGAAAAGGAGACGGCCUUGGCCAUGCCUCCCCUCCCUGCCCCCCUCCUCCUGACACUGCUACAGCUUGUAGUAUUCACAUAUGUGAGUGCUGGGGCAUACUAUGGACACAAGCAACACCCUCAGCAAUACCAGCAAAUGCAGCACCACAUGGGCAUGGGCAAAGAAGGCUACCCCCAACAGCAGUACCUUGGCAAAGAGAUGCCCUACAUGCAAUAUCCCCACUACAGGAAGGAGCUACCCCAGAUCCCAAUGCAGAAGGGCAAAGAAAAUCCUCGUAAAGGGGGCAGCUACAAUGGUGGUCAAGACAAAGGUCAGACAAUCCCUAGCGGUGCUGAGGGGAUUCCACAGGGAGAACUAGGCCCAGUUGGGCCUCCUGGGCCAGAGGGACCUCAAGGACCUCCUGGACCUCCAGGGAAUGGACAGCCAGGACCCCUAGGAAGACCUGGACCUCCUGGUCCACCUGGAGUGCCUGCAGUGGGAAAACCAGGUUUGCCAGGACUACAAGGCAAGCCAGGAGGAAUAGGGGAGACAGGCCCCCAAGGAGAAAUGGGUCCAAGAGGUGAAGAAGGGCCAGCUGGACAGCCAGGGCCUCAGGGUCCCCCAGGACCUCCUGGACUACCGGGAAUAGGUAAACCAGGGGUACAGGGAUUACCAGGCCAGCCAGGCCUGAAAGGUGAGCCAGGACACAAAGGUCUUCCAGGACUACCAGGAUUACCAGGACCCAAGGGAGACAAGGGGAUGGGUCUGCCAGGCCAACCUGGUCACAAAGGCUUCCCAGGGCCCCCAGGACCUGCUGGGCCAAGGGGGUUGCCUGGUUUUGGUAAGCCAGGAUUGAACGGGGGUCCCGGGCCACUGGGACCUCCAGGAGAGAAAGGGCAUCCUGGAGAGCAAGGGCCAGCUGGGCCACCUGGUGAUGGAGGACAGCCUGGUCCACCAGGUCUACCUGGUCAAGGGAAGCCAGGUCAAAACGGUCUGCCAGGACAGCCAGGCAUGCCAGGUGCAAAAGGUCAUCCAGGACCACCUGGCUUGCCUGGAAAGCCAGGACUGCCCGGAUUUGGUAAACCAGGACUCCCAGGACCAAAGGGCGAUAAAGGUAUGGGUGGGCUACCUGGAUCUCCAGGACCAAAAGGAGACAAGGGCCAUGGAGGACUACCUGGUAUGCUUGGACCUCCUGGACCAAAUGGUCCACAAGGUCCUUCUGGCCCAAUUGGACCCCCAGGAGGUAUAGGUGCACCUGGUCCUCAGGGAGACUGUGGUGAAGGAGGACCUAAAGGGCUUGAUGGAGCCCAGGGGGAACGUGGUCCUCCUGGGAUAGCUGGUAAGGAUGGUCUUCCUGGUGAGCAGGGAGAGCCUGGCCCAAGGGGUCCACCAGGACCAAAUGGUCCCAAAGGAGACAAUGGGCAUAAAGGUCUACCUGGUAAUCCUGGUUCUUCAGGACUUCCUGGACCAAAAGGACAAAGUGGAAUUCCAGGUGAAGAAGGGCCUCAAGGUCCUAAAGGAAUUCCUGGAAUGGAUGGUGCAGCAGGACCAAUUGGGCCUUAUGGUCUUCCAGGACCAAAAGGAGACGGUGGUCUUCCUGGUCCACCAGGUAUUGCAGGUGAGGGCAUUCCAGGUCUCCUUGGUCCCAUAGGACCACCAGGCAGAGAGGGUCCAUCAGGAUCCCCUGGACAACCAGGUCAGCCUGGGCCUCCCGGACCCCCAGGUCCACCUGGAGAAACUGGUCUGUCUCCUGACAUGGCUGGAGUGCUUUCUCAGAUGGGCCCUGGGCUAGAUGGUGUUAAGACUGGUGGUUAUGGUAAGAUGGGCAAAUAUGGAGGUAAUGGGGCAGAGGCAAUGGGUCCCAGUGGGUUGGAAAUGCCAGCAUUCACAGCUAUAGCAACGACUCCUUUUCCACCUGUGGGCACUCCAGUCAUCUUUGAAAAGCUCUUGUACAAUGGUCGCCAAAACUACAACCCUGAGACAGGAAUCUUCACCUGUGAUAUGCCAGGCAUUUAUUACUUUGCCUACCAUGUUCAUUGCAAAGGAGCUAAUGUGUGGGUGGCUUUGAUGAGGAACAACGAGCCUGUGAUGUAUACUUAUGAUGAAUACAAGAAGGGUUUCCUGGAUCAAGCAUCAGGGAGUGCAGUAUUACCUCUACAACCUGGGGACACUGUGUAUAUACAGUUGCCUUCAGAUCAGGCCUCAGGACUUUAUGCUGGGCAGUAUGUGCACUCCUCCUUUUCUGGGUAUUUGUUGUAUCCAAUGUAA
This is a messenger RNA of Notolabrus celidotus (New Zealand spotty), 2310 nucleotides long. RefSeq names its product collagen, type VIII, alpha 1a (gene col8a1a). Gene Ontology annotation, molecular function: protein binding. Lineage: Eukaryota; Metazoa; Chordata; Actinopteri; Labriformes; Labridae. The transcript is spliced from 3 exons. The record is from RefSeq and is a predicted model, not a curated record. The coding region runs from base 1 to 2310 and encodes 769 amino acids.